Messenger RNA from Vidua macroura (Pin-tailed whydah), 2013 nucleotides. It is a transcript of the gene GPKOW, whose product is annotated as G-patch domain and KOW motifs. NCBI's taxonomy places the organism in Eukaryota, Metazoa, Chordata, Aves, Passeriformes, Viduidae. Gene Ontology annotation, molecular function: nucleic acid binding. The record is from RefSeq and is a predicted model, not a curated record. Gene Ontology annotation, biological process: mRNA splicing, via spliceosome. Gene Ontology annotation, cellular component: spliceosomal complex.
CCCCCCCUUCUCCCCACCCGGCCCCUCCCGGCCGCCGCCGUACCGGAACGCGCCGGGGAAGGACCGGGGAGCAGCGGCGGGAGGACAGAGGAACGGAGGCGGCGGGAGCGGGCCCCGCGGCGGAAGAUGGCGGCGGGCGAUGGCGCGGCCGAGGGCGCCGCGGGGCCGGGGCCGGGGGCCGGGGCCGGGGCCGGGGCCGGGGCCGGUGUCGUUCGCCUUCAGCCGCAGGGCCGAGCGGCGGCGGCCGCUGCCCGCGGGACCCUGCGCGGAGCCCGGCGCCGGCGGCGACACCGAGAGCGACACCGACUUCCUGACGGCCGUGGAGGGCCGCGAGCUGCUCAGCUUCACACGCGGCGGCCGGCCCCGCCCCCCCAAGAAGGAGCUGGUGAUCCCCCUGAUCCCCUCCCCCCGCUGGAGGAACCCGGAGCCCCCCCUGCGCCCACGCUGGCCCCCGCCCCCAACGCUGGCCCCGCCCCCAGCACGGACCCCGCCCCCAGCACAGACCCCGCCCCCAGCGCGGACCCCCCCCUCGGUGGAGGCCCAGGCGGUGCAGGAGCUGCUGCAGGAGGGCCCCGGCAGAGCCAGGAGCAGCCCCCGGGCCAGCCCGGACCCCCCAUGGCCAUCCCCCUGCAGCGGCCGGACCGGAGCGGGGGACGGGGACAGGGACGGGGACAGGGACAGGGACAGGGACGUUGCCAACGGGGCCACAGCCGAGUGCCCCACCCCUGGGACCCCCCAAACACCCCCUGGGACCCCCCAAAGUGACCUGACCCUGGGACCCCCCAACAUCCCCCGGGACCCCCAGACCCACGCCCCCCCCCGCUGCCCGCAGACCCCCCAGGACUACGAGGCCGUGCCCGUGGGCCAGUUCGGGCUGGCCAUGCUGCGGGGGAUGGGCUGGAGCCAGGGCCAGGGCAUCGGGCGCACCUUCGCCAGGGUGGUGCCCCCCCUGGAGCAGCCGGCCGCGCGCCCGCGGGGUUUGGGGCUGGGGGCCGAGGCCGCCCCCCCCGGGGGCCCGCGAGCCCCCCCAGGGCGGGGCCCGGCGUGCGUGGGCGACACCGUGAGCAUCGAGGCCGGGCCCCACCGCGGCCUGCGGGGCCAGGUGAGACCAGUACGGACCAGUACGGACCAACCAGUACAGACCAGUACGGACCAGUACAGACCAGUACGGGGCAGUAUGGGGCAGCGCGGGGGCGGUAUAGACUGGUACAGGACCAGUACGGACCAGUAUGGACCAGUGCAGGCGCUGCUGCCCGAGGCCGAGGCGGGGCGCUGGUGCGGCUGCAGCUGGGGGGGGCAGGGUGGUGACCGUGAGCCAGCACGGGCUGCGCCCAGUGAGCGCCCGGUGAGUGACCAGUACGGACCAGUAGGGACCAUAACCCCCCAGUACCCAGUGAGUGACCACUACAGACCACUAUGGACCAGUAUGGACCAGUGCCUCGGGGCCGCCCCCCCCAGGAGGGGCCGGAGGGGGGGGCGCAGGGAGGGGACCCCCCGCGGGGGGGGGGGCAAGCGCAGGGAGCCCCCCCCGAGCGACAGUGGAGCGCGAAGCAGCCCCGGGGCGCCCCCCCACUGGCUGCGGCGGGACCUGCGUGUGCGCUGCGUGGACACGGCCUUCCGGGGGGGGGUCUUCUACAACUGCAAGAUGACGAUCGAGGACCUGCUGGCCCCCGACACCUGCGUGUGCCGCACGGACGACGGGCGCCUGGUGGAGGGGCUGCGCGAGGCCUCUCUGGAGACCGUGGUGCCGCGGGGCAGCUCCGAGCGCGUCAUGGUGGUGCUGGGGGAGCACGCGGGGCAGCUGGGCCGGAUCCUGGAGCGGGACGGGCGCCGGGGCCGGGCUCUGGUGCAGCUGGGCCGGGCGGGGGCCGCGGUGCUGCCGCUGCCCUUCGACAGCAUCUGCCUCUACCUGGGCGGCGAGGACUGAGAGCCGGCACGGCUCGGCAUGAGAUGGGCAACCACGGGCUCGAGACGGGCAACCACGGGCACGAGACGGGCAACCGUGGGGGGGAA